Aspergillus japonicus CBS 114.51 is the source of this 789-nucleotide messenger RNA. RefSeq names its product DUF1772 domain-containing protein. The transcript is spliced from 2 exons. The coding region runs from base 150 to 683 and encodes 177 amino acids. The record is from RefSeq and is a predicted model, not a curated record. Lineage: Eukaryota; Fungi; Ascomycota; Eurotiomycetes; Eurotiales; Aspergillaceae.
UUGAGCAUGUCGUCAUGGAUUCCUGGUGGUGCCAGCUAUAAAGGCACCGACAUCCUCUGCUACCUUAUCCCUCUCUCCCCUUAACUUGACCCUUACAACCAAAAGCCCAUCUCUCUCUGAGACAGAACAGCGCACAUUCCACCGACAGAAUGAGCACCUCCACCCCCAGCUUCGCAAUUGCCCAAGCCGUAGGCCUAACCGGCGCCGCCUGGCUAUCCGGAAACAUCUUCUCCCUAAGCCUGAUGGGCGUGCCCCCGCUGAUCGAAGCCCACCACACGGAGCAGAUCCCGCUCUCGACCGUCGUCAAGCAGUGGCGCACCAUCUACACGUACGGCGCGCAGCGCGCCCCGCUCAUCGCCCUCAGCACCGCCUCCACCUUCCUGUACCUGGCCUGGAGCGUGCGCGAGAGCACCCCGCUGAGCCUGAUCACCGCGCGCCACGGCUCCAAGGUCUACGGCCUCGCGGCGGGGUUGACGCUGGGCAUCGUGCCGUUCACCCUCCUGGCGAUGAAGAAAACCAACGACCGGCUGUCGCAGUGGGCCACGGUCAAGACCGAGGCCGAGUGGACCCCCGAGGCGGACGCGGAGGUCGAAGGCCUGCUGUGGAAGUGGACCUGGCUGAAUGCCGCCCGGUCGGUGUUGCCGUUGCUGGGGGGGUUGGUGGGGUUGGGGGUUUUUGCGUGAUUUCUGCGUCGAAGAACAUCUAGACUAGGGCUGGGAAGUGGUUCAAUUCUGUAUAUUAAUGCUGGAGUUAAUGGAGUUGGGGAUGUCGGGUUUUAUCGUUCGGGAA